UGUUCAUGCAUAUUUUUCAUUCGGAUAACAAUGGAAUUGCACUAUAAAAUCUUGCGAUAUGUGAUUGCCGAUGUUCAAUGCAUUUCUGGACACUUGUCUCGUCUGCUUCAAAAUGAGCUCGUCCGUCGUUACAGUCGUCUGCUUGGUACUAGGCACUUUGUGUUUGGUAAGGGCCGAUUUUAGCAUCCAAGUCGAACCUCAACCUGAGCCUGAUGUGGGAACCCCAUUUAUCGACUUUAACAACCUUGCCAAAAAGAAUGAGACUGCCGAUCCUUUUGGUCAGAUCUCUCUGAACUACCAGUCUUUAUGGAAGCGUGCCGCCGAUAUCUACGAAGAACAUGUGGUUCAGCAAUUCCAAAAUGGGAGCACUUCUCGACCAUGUCGCGCAGCCAAGUGUAACGAGUUUUCCAACGAGUAUGACAAAAACUCGAACAUUUUUGAAAUCUAUGCCACCAUCGUCAAGGACAAGCACAACAUUACGAAGCGACAAGCCGUUGGUGGAAACACACCCGGAAUGUGCACCAACCCCUCGACCUCUCACUGUCCAAAUUUCGUCAAUUCACGAUUCCGAACCGUGGAUGGAACCUGUAACAAUGUGAACAAUCCCGCCUGGGGGGCAAGCAACAGGCAGUUUAACCGACUUCUCCAACCUGCAUACGAAGAUGGCUUCGAUGCUCCACGAGGUGGAUUCAACUCCAGACUCCAGAACCCAAGAGUCAUUUCAACCACGGUCCACCCAGACAAUCCGAGCAUUGUCAAUAGACGUAUCACCAACAUGGUGCCACAGUUUGGUCAAUUCCUGGACCAUGACCUCACCCUCACGAUGGAAGCGGGAAGCCAGUGUUGUGCCAAUCCAAAUUCCAACCCUGCCAAUUGCUGGCCGAUUUUUGUAGGAAAUGACGCUUUCUUUUCAAGAUUUACACAGUGUUUGGACUUCACUAGGUCGACGCCUUGCCAAUCUAAUGGACAACGACAACAGAUGAGUGGUAAUACGGCGUUCAUUGAUGCAGGACAAAUUUACGGGUCUAAUCCAACCAGAUCAAACCAACUCCGAACUUUCUCCGGUGGAAUGUUGAGAGCAAACACCAAUCUUCGAGGAUUUUUGCCCACAAGUAACAGCCUCGGGAUCCAAGUUCAAGGUGACUUUGUGGCUGGGGAUGACAGAAUUAAUGAAAUGCCUGCGUUGGCAGUCAUGCACAAUGUUUGGCUUAUGGAGCACAACAGAAUUGCAACGCAGUUCCAACGAAUUAGCACAUGGAAUGAUGAAAGGAUUUAUCAGGAAACAAGGAGGAUCGUCAUUGCUGAAUUUCAACAAGUCGUCUACAGUGAGUACCUCCCCAUCGUUCUUGGGGCUGCCACCAAUGAGUACAACUUGGGAGUAAGCACUUGGUCCACGUACGGAGCAAAUAUCGACCCCACCAUCAUCAAUGAGUUCGCCACGGCUGCGUACCGUUACGGACACUCUAUGGUCAUCGGACUUGUUCAAAUGCUCAACUCACAAGAUCAGCUUGUCGACUCUUACCAAGUGGCCAACGAGUACUUUCAGUCUCGACAGAUCACCCGAGACAAUGGUCAAGGAUACGACAUGAUUUUGAGAGGACUGAUGAGACAAAACUCCCCGGAAAUGGACCGAUUCGUCACGACUGGAGUGACACAAUUUUUGUUCAAGCCCCAAAACCAAAACUUUGGGUCUGACUUGGUUGCACGAAACAUUCAGCGUGGUCGAGAUCACGGAGUCCGCUCUUACAAUGAUUAUCGUAUGGGAUGUGGAGGGUCAGACUUGUCCACUGCGACGUGGAGCGUCGUCCCUGCUGGAAUCAACCCCGAUGGAUGGACACAAUGUUCUCGCGUCUACCAGCGUCCAAUCGACAUUGAUCUUUUCGUUGGAGGUCUUAUUGAGACUCCGUACAACGGAGCGUUGACUGGUCAAACUUUCACCUGUUUGAUGGGCACUCAAUUCACACGAACGAAGCACGGAGACAGAUAUUUCUUCACCCACAACUUGCCCACUGGUUUUACUGGGGCCCAGUUGACCGAAUUGACCAGAAGACGACUUAGUGACAUUAUUUGCGAGAACAGUCAACAACCCAAUUCUCCAGCCAACGUUUUCCUCGUUGAGGGUACUGGAAACCCUGUAAUUGCCUGUGGAGCUGGAAGUGGACGACCAGUACUGAACUUGAACUUGUACCUUUAAAUGAAAGAAAAACAUCUAUAUGACUAUUUGGCAGAACAUGCACGAGUGAUUGACUAGAUUUUAGAAUGUUCUUCUACUGGAGACUGUAAAAAUUUUGAGUGUCAUUAUUGGCAUUAUUAUUGGGAUUGUUAUUGGUUAUGAAUGGAUGGAAGGAUGCUGUGAUGACGAAGUAAUAAAAUUUCAUUUAGAAUAAUUC
Folsomia candida is the source of this 2390-nucleotide messenger RNA. RefSeq names its product chorion peroxidase. The transcript has 13 exons. Gene Ontology annotation, molecular function: peroxidase activity; heme binding. Bases 71 to 2194 code for a protein of 707 amino acids. NCBI's taxonomy places the organism in Eukaryota, Metazoa, Arthropoda, Collembola, Entomobryomorpha, Isotomidae. The record is from RefSeq and is a predicted model, not a curated record. Gene Ontology annotation, biological process: response to oxidative stress.